AUGUCUGCCGAACCAGACCACUCUUGCCUAUUCCAAUCAGUUAAUGAACGACCUGAACAGAUCAAGGCAGAGAUAAGAGGUGACCUCCCCUCCUGGCUCAAGGGUACCUUGAUAAGGAAUGGACCUGGUAAAUUUGAGUGCGGUGACAUCCCAUUUAAUCAUUGGUUUGAUGGUCAAGGACUUUUGCACCGCUUCCAUAUAGCAGACGGUCACGUGAUGUACAGUAACAAGUUCGUUCGAAGCGAAAGUUAUGCAGACUCGAUAAGUCAUGGAGAUUCGUAUCAUGUAGAGUUUGGAACAUAUAUUCCCCCAGACCCUUGCAAGAACAUCUUUGCUCGCUUUUUCUCGUUCUUUUGGGCAAGCGACCUUCCCGCAGACAACACUCUUGUCAACGUGUUUAUGAUGAAAGAUAAGAUGUAUGCAACAACGGAAUCCAACUUUUUGUAUGAGAUCGAUCCAAAGACCCUGGACACGUUAAAGAGGGUGGACAUCACCACUGAAUUUCAAGGUAACUAAAUCCUUCGUUAGUUCUCCAGCCCUGAGGCUUACGAUCGGAUGACAGAAAGCUGUGAAUGUCUACUGAAAAGACUAAGGUUUUCCUGCCCCCUCACUCUAUUCUCCUAAAUAGGUAGCGUGUUCUCUGUUCAUAAGCACUAAUUGAUUUAGUCUCGAAUUCGGUCCACUCUCUAGAGUCCGGUCUUUUCCUUCCCGAGAAGUCUGCGUGGGCGGAGCUGAACAGUGUUUAGCACGCUUUGGGGCUGAGCUGUGGAUUGAGAUACCCUGUGAUAUCAGACAUCUCCCCAAAAAUAAAUUCAAAACAACACUCCGCAAAUUACUCUUUCAUAUUUUUAAUUCAGAAGAUGACUACAGUAUUGAUACGCCCACCUAAAUUAAAAAGAAAAAGUUAGCCAAAAAUGUCGAAAUUUAAAUUCUUGCUUAUUAGUUUCUACUUUUACAAUUUAUUUUGUUUAGUUCUUUCUUUUUUAUUUUGUUAACUAGUCCUCAUCCAUAUUUCGACUUUUAUUUCGUUUAUUUGUAAACUGUAAACUUUCCUUAGUUAGCCUUCAUCUUAAUUUCAUACUUUGCACACACUGACACUGUCCCGCUUCGAAUAGCCUUGCUAUCCGCGGGUAGUGCUUCUGUAAUAUUAUCUGUUUAUUAAUAAAGUUUUUUUUUUUGUUGUUGUUGUUUUUGUUAGCGCGGUCUCAAUUCCCGAACAACGGCUGGUAAUUGAGAGCCUGUGACCUGCGAGUCUCACAUUGCUCAUACUGCAUGACUCCCACUGUUUUUUACCCUGACCUGUGUUGCUCGGUGAUUUUAUUCAGUAGCUUUUGGUGUCAGUUUGUUUGUUACUCUGUACAUGUAUUUGUCAAAGCUAAACCUGUUUGCAGUAGUGACGAAUUUACCGCUUGUGGCUUCGUGUUUCCUUGGAGUAUGGGCUAAAUUAGAUGUUACUUGCUCAUUUCCUGCCCCACGUCAAAGUGUUUUAAGAGCCUUGAUAUACAUAUUAGGCGAGGAGUGACUUUUCUCCAUUCAAUUAUCGCGGCAAAACGUUGUUACGUGUCCAUUAGAUCAUUGCUCUGUUUUUCUCUUUCCUGGCAGGUGAAGUUACAAUAAAUUCGGCCACUGCUCAUCCGCACCAGACCUCCGACGGUUCAGUCAUCAAUAUCUCCACCACAUAUGGCCGAGACUCCACUUACAAAAUCAUCCAAAUACCGCCCUCCUCGGGAAAAGCAGAUGAGAAGCCUCUGGAAGGUGGUAAAGUUCUUUGCACCAUUUCCGCUACAAGUGGGCUAGGGUACUUUCAUAGCUUCUGCCUCACCGAUAAUUACGUUGUUGUGACCGAACAACCGCUUAUGAUCAACAUAUGGAGAGCUCUUACCCGCAGAUUCUUCUCAUCAUGGUUUGAAAAUUGGCUUUACUGGGAUGCAAACCAGCUGGUCAGAUUCCAUAUUAUCGACAGGAAAGAUGGCAACCGUGUGGGUGUCUUCACAGCGGAACCAUUUUUCGUUUUCCAUCACAUCAACGCGUUCGAAAGAGAUGAGAAGAUCUAUCUUGAUGCCUGCUGUUACCAUGACAACUCGAUUAUAAAACAGUUGUACCUUAAAAACUUGCGCUCACCUGCAGAACCAGGUCAGAAGAAGUUGGAUGUCCCUGAUGUACGUCGUUAUGAAAUUCCAUUGGGGGAACUUUAUGACGCUGACACAGAGAAACCACUGCAUAAGGGGAGUGAUGGGCUGGAUUAUUCCUCACUGUACUCAGGAAUUGAGUUGCCCAGAAUAAAUUACGAGGAAUUUAACGGUAAACCUUACAGGUGAGUCUUUGUUUGCUACUUCCAUUCCACGAUAAUUUGAUUUCUCAAGGGGUGUAAGGUUGGCGGCGUUUCUGAUGGAGGGUAAACAUACCUUACAUUAUACGUUUGGAAUAAAUGUACGCGAAAAAAAUUAAAGUUAAAAAUUAAAGUUUUUGAUAGUUCAAUAUUAAUUUUGGGCAUUUAGAAUAAUGUUUUCCGUUAUAUAUUUUUUUAUCGAAGUACAAUGGACACUCUAUUGAAAGGUGAAAUGUUAGAAAUAUUUAAUAUGUGUGAGAAAAAUGUUAUUGCUUGAUUUAUUUUCAUAAUACCACCGCCUAUUUGUCGAUUAUUGAAGAUUUUUGGAAAAGUGGUCACGUGACAUAUCACGUGACUUGUUAACACAAUACUAUAUUUGUACUUGAAAAUGUUAAGGAUGACGAGUUCUUUAUUUGUGCCAAAUUUUGAGUCAGCUGCCUAAGUUAUAACCAAUAAAUCGUUUUCCACAGUUAAACCCGUAAGACCCAGCGUCCUCUUGAGUCAAAGCUGACCUGAUCCGUUCUUGAGUCGUGACUUAAAGAAUCACUCAGCCUUCUAUUGUUCAGAAUUUCCUUUCCUGCCGACCGCAAGAGAGUUUGCCAUAAUUUCAGCAGUCUUUUCCCAUGAGUCUUCCAUUCUUCAAGAGGAAUUUGGAUUUGCGAAAUAGUUGUUUAAUUUCUAUCAGUAACACAUUCACUUUUUUCGUGUCAAAUAACUGCAGGAUAUUAUUUCCUAUGUUUGAAGUAGACUAAUCAAAACAUAUGACGCGUGUGCAAAUCCUCCUUAGAAAAUUUUUGUUUUUGUUUCGUUAAAAAAAAUAUAUGUGUAUUUUAAAUAAGUAAUUAUCGUUUCGAUCCCCUUUAGGGACUUGUCAGGGAUAAGAAAACACAAGUAAACAUUUGAACCAAAAUAAACACAAAUUGUGUGAAAAAUUCUUACCUAACAGGAGACGAUCCUGAGUUGGCUAUUUACAGCUGACAAGCGUGGCUAAGGAGGUAAACUCACCACAUCAGAGGAGACCUCGCACCUCUGUAGAGGGAGGAUUUCAACUAGGGCGAGGCAUUGCCUUAAACGUUUUGGCCAGACAAGGAGAGAAAUAUAUAGCAACAGGUUUUUUGUAACUGUGAUCGAUUGGAACAGAAGCAGAUUGUUUGAACGUUCUUCAAUGAUUUCGUUGUGAGAUACGCUAUACUUUUGAAACAGUAAGACUUAGCUUUUCCGUUUUUACGUUUUCAGGUUUGUGUAUGGAGUGGCAUCGUCCACCCAUACGACGUUUCGAAAACUGAUCAAACUUAAUGUUGAGACCAGGAAAUUUGUGGAAUGGCAGGAGUCGGGUGCCUAUCCAUCUGAGCCUGUGUUUGUCAAAGCGCCUGAUGGGAAGGCAGAGGAUGACGGUGUCAUCUUGUCAUGCGUGAUCAACCCUAAGGACCAGACCACGUCUCUGGUGGUGCUAGAUGCGAAAGAACUUAAGGAACUUGGUCGAGGUGUGAUUCAAGGAGUUACUCCAGCCAAUUUCCAUGGCUUAUUUCAGUAACAAAUGUAACAACUCUAUACUUUGAAUUCCUCAAAUUAUAGAUCACAGUAGUGUUAUUUAUGACGCCUGCUCAUUUAAUAAUACAGGGAACUGGACUUGUCAUGCUCAACAGAAAUAGCAAUAGCUGCGCCGGAUUUUGCAACAGGGAGACUUUAGCCACCUAAAAAGAAGGAGAAAAUGUCUUAUUAUUUUUACCGCCUUCCCAGAGAAACCUGGCGCUUUUUACUGAGCUUGAUAAUUUUUCGUAUAACUGAUCAGCUGACUGAUGGGUUGAGCCAAUAAUUUUAGUUUCACGUGUUAGUUUUUUGUCGAUGGAUCGGCCCGAAAGUGAAGUAGGGUAUAAGAAUUAACGAAAGCAACUCGCCUGACUCAGAGAAGAAGGCGCGCGUGAUCGCAAGUUAAGUGAUUGUCUAACGUCCUGCCAGUUCAUGACGCUUUUACUAUAUCGAUCGUAUUCAAUUCUGGACUCUGCCAACAUUAUUACUACUGAACUAGUGGACACUAAACGCCCCUUAAUCGGACUUCAGGAUCUUAUAACGAA
Molecule: messenger RNA, 4404 nt
Organism: Porites evermanni
Lineage: Eukaryota; Metazoa; Cnidaria; Anthozoa; Scleractinia; Poritidae
Source: the annotation of a GenBank genome assembly